GCGCAGUUGCACUGCUGUCACACACUCACCUACCAACACAGAUCAGUCAGACAGACUUACACACAUCUCACUCCAACUCAAUCUAACGCUGUGAUCCUUCUGACAUCUCACAUGUUAGCGGGUUCAUCUGAGCUCAGACAUCCAGUAGGACCUCCUCUGGUGUCUCUCCCUGUGUCCCCUCUGGGGUUCAGUCUGUGCCUCUGCUGGAGCUGGACCAAAACGCACAUCUCUGAUACUCAUCGUAUGGACAAAGGCUUGAGUGAUGAGAGUUAGGUGGAGAUAGAGAAAGACAGACAGAGAGAUAGAGAGACAGUGGGUUGGGGGGUUGAAAAGCCUUUGCUGGUUGCUGAAGCAAGGCAAGGAACCGUUGUCAACGGCGACGCAGGAGCAGCAUGUCUCAAAUGAAACGAUACACUUACAGCAGGACCACCAGCAGCGGCAGCAGCAGGAUGAGUUCAGAUGGAGGUGGGCGGCCUGUUAAGGUGGGCUCUCUGGUUGAGGUCAUUGGCAAAGGUCAUCGAGGCACCGUGGCAUAUAUUGGAAACACCCUCUUUGCCUCUGGAAAAUGGGUGGGAGUCAUUCUAGAGGAACCUAAAGGCAAGAAUGAUGGGACUGUGCAGGGUAAACGAUAUUUCACCUGUCAGGAGAACCAUGGGAUAUUUGUACGCCAAUCACAGAUCCAGUUAGUGGAAGAUGGGGCUGACACGACAUCUCCUGACACACCUGAAGCUGACACCUCCAAAAUGCUGAAGCGAGAGAUAAUUGAAGGUCCAAAGUCAAACAAAGUGCGAGGAACCAAACCCAAAAAGGCACCUACGACUCGUAAGACCACCACCAGAAGGCCCAAGCAAACGCGGGCUGGAGUGGGGGUGAAGGUGGGCUCAGGAUCAGCUUCUGCUGGAGAGAUGAGCAGCAGUGAACCCAGCACACCUGCCCAAACACCACUGGCUGCUCCAGUUAUACCUUCACCCGUGGGAACACUGCCCUCACCCGGGGCUCCUCCCAUCCCGGGACCCACCAAGGAAGAGGAGUCACUGCGUGCCCAGGUGAAGGACCUGGAGGAGAAGCUGGAGACGCUGAAGAUGAAGAGGACAGAAGACAAGGCAAAGCUGAAGGAGCUUGAGAAGCACAAGAUUCAGCUGGAGCAGCUGCAGGAGUGGAAGAGUAAGAUGCAGGAACAACAAAAUGAACUGCAGAAACAACUCAAGGAGGCCAAGAAGGAAGCUAAUGAAGCUCUUGAAGCUAAAGAGCGCUACAUGGAAGAGAUGGCAGAUACAGCAGAUGCCAUUGAGAUGGCCACACUGGAUAAGGAAAUGGCUGAAGAGCGGGCCGAGUCACUGCAACUGGAGGCUGAUGCUCUAAAAGAGAGAGUGGAGGAGCUGACCUUGGACUUGGAGAUACUCAAACAUGAGAUAGAGGAAAAAGGUUCAGAUGGAGCAGCGUCUAGUUACCAUGUGAAGCAGUUAGAGGAGCAGAAUGCUCGACUGAAGGAGGCUCUGGUGAGGAUGCGUGACUUGUCUGCAUCAGAGAAACAAGAGCAUGCAAAGCUACAGAAGCUAAUGGAAAAGAAGAAUUUUGAGCUGGAUGCACUGAGAUGCCAGAAAGAGAAACUGCAGGAGGAAAUGAAGAUGGCUGAGAAAACAAUUGAUGAGCUCAAAGAGCAAGUGGAUGCUGCUCUCGGGGCGGAGGAGAUGGUGGAGAUGUUGACGGAGCGUAAUCUGGACCUGGAGGAGAAAGUACGGGAGCUCAGAGAAACUGUCACAGAUCUGGAAGCCAUCAAUGAGAUGAAUGAUGAGCUGCAGGAGAACGCCAGAGAGACGGAGCUGGAGUUGAGAGAGCAGUUGGAUCUGAGUGCUGCCAGCAUCAGGGAGGCGGAGAAGCGGGUGGAGGCGGCACAAGAAACGGUGGCAGACUACCAGCAGACCAUCCAGAAAUACAGAGAGCUCACUGCACACCUGCAGGAGGUGAACAGGGAGCUGAUGAGCCUACAGGAAGCCAGCACCGAGCAGCAGCAACAACCUGCAGAGAUCUUUGAUUUCAAGAUCAAAUUUGCAGAAGCCAAAGCUUACGCCAAGGCCAUAGAAAUGGAGCUGCGUAAAAUGGAGGUAGCUCAGGCUAACAGACAGGUGUCACUGCUGAUUUCUUUCAUGCCUGACUCCUUCCUGAAACACGGAGGAGAUCAUGACUGUAUCCUGGCUCUACUGCUCAUCCCACGACUCAUCUGCAAGGCAGAGCUGAUCAGUAAGCAGGCUCAGGAGAAGUUUGAGUUGACUGAGACGUGCUCUCAGAAGGCUGGAAUGAGAGGAGCCGUCGGAGAGCAGAUGAGCUUUGCUGCUGGACUCAUCUAUUCUCUCACACUGCUACAGGCAACCCUGCACAAAUAUGAACAUGCUCUGAGUCAGUGCAGUGUGGAUGUGUACAAGCGUGUGGGUUCUCUGUACUCUGAGAUGAGCGUUCAUGAGCGAUCCCUGGAUUUCCUCAUUGACCUCCUAUACAAAGACCUGCUGGAUGAAACAGUCAAUGUGGGACCUCUUACCAAAGCUAUUAAAUACUAUCAGCACCUUUACAGUAUUCAUCUCGCUGAACAGCCGGAGGACUGUACCAUGCAGCUAGCAGACCACAUCAAAUUUACCCAGAGUGCUCUGGACUGUAUGGCAGUAGAGGUGGGGCGUCUGAGGGCCUUCAUACAGACAGGGCAGGACGAGGAAGCGUUUUGUGUGCUGCUGAAGGAUCUGGACACUUCAUGUAGUGACAUACGACAGUUCUGCAAGAAGAUCCGUCGUCGCAUGCCAGGCACAGACGCACCAGGCAUCCCAGCUGCCCUCAGCUUUGGACCACAGGUGUGUGAGACCCUGGCUGAGAGCAGAAGGCAGCUGGCCUGGGUGAAUGCAGUGCUGCAGGAAGUGGCAGCGGCAACCGCUCAGCUCAUCGCCCCUCUCAGCGAACAUGAGGGACUGCCAGCCGUCAAACUGGAAGACAUGGCCUUUAAAGCAGCUGAACAGGUAUACAACUGCGGGUCACAGGGCAUAAACCCUCAAGAGUGUCUGCGCCAGUCAUGCAGUGUGGUCAUUGCAACAAUGAACAAGAUGGCUACUGCUAUGCAGGAGGGAGAAUAUGACUCUGAAAGACCACAGAAUGGAAUAUCUCCUGUGGAAGUCCGAGCAGCAGCACUGAGGGCAGAAAUCACUGAUGCUGAAGGACUCGGCCUCAAACUUGAAGACCGAGAAACUGUCAUCAAAGAGCUUAAGAAAUCCCUUAAAAUAAAGGGAGAGGAACUGAGUGAGGCCAAUGUGCGUCUGAGUUUAUUGGAGAAAAAGCUGGACAGUGCGUCUAAAGAUGCGGAUGAGCGGGUGGAGAAGAUCCAGACGGUCCUGGAUGAGACCGUUUCGCUCCUGAAAAAGAAGGAAAAGGAGUUUGAGGAGACCAUGGAUGCUCUCCAGGCUGACAUAGACCAACUAGAGGCAGAGAAAGUAGAGCUUAAGCAGAGAAUCACCAGCCAAUCAAAGAUGACCAUGGAGGGCCUGAGAGGAAGUCAAGGCUCUGGCAUCGCCUCCAUUGUGACUUGUGGCAUCACUGCUGAAGAACAAAAAGGUGUUUGUGUAGCUGCAGGAGUGCAAGUGAUAGAUUCUCCACUGCUGACUCAGCAGAUUGAAGCUCAGCGACUCAGUAUAAAACACCUGAAGAACGAGAACAACAGACUAAAGGCAGAAAAGAUGCGUGCUCAGCUGGCAUCUCUUCCUCCUCUGAACGUGCCAAAGCUGGGCUGGCGAGAGGGCUGCAGGCCUGAGGUGUUAUCUAGCGCCCUCUACCGCAAAACAGACCAACUACUGGAUACUCUCCUCCAGAUGAGUGCCAAUGUGAAAGUGGUGGACAUCACAGGGAAAUCUCCAGUGAGUCCUAGUGCGCAGCUCCUCGAGCAAACAGCAAGACUGCAGUCGCUCAGUGACACACUCGAUAGGCUUAAGGAUGAGGUUGCUGAACAUGUAGUGACUCACAGGCCUGGUGCUCAAGUCUCGUCUGAUUUUGCCACUUUUCCCUGCACUUCCUUUGUGAAGGCAAAAGAGGAGAAGAAAGGAGAUGCUGUGUUAGUCGGUCAUGUGAUGAUGCCUUGCGCCCGAGGGCAGGAACAGGUGCAUCGUCUGGUGCUUUCAAAGAUCCAGUUACAGAGAGUUCAUCGCCUUCUCCAGACUUAAAAUAACCCCAAAAAACAAACUUACUCACAUUCAGUCUUCAAAACAGAAACUGAAACAACAGAUAUAAUGGAGAAUGUAUCUAGAGCCACAAACCAAUAACAAAAAACGCAAUAGAUCAAGUCAAGAUCAAGCUUUGAUUAUAUCUACCACACCAAAUCUGUAAAAUGAUAUAUAAAAGCUACAGAUUUCAAACUUGAGACAUGCUGGAGACGUUUUAACAAUUAGACUUUAUUAACAUGGCAUGAAAGGAUGAUUCACCAUGAUCCCUGCUGCUUUAUAUCUGUAUCCAUUUAAUCCCUUUCUUUCUCUUCCUGAUUUGGAUUCCCAUCGAUCCAUGUUUACAAUUAUUUAGCUAAAAGGAUUACAGUUCAAAUUGUCUAUGUGUUUUUAUUAGUGGUGCUUCCUAAGUGAUUUGACUUAACGUGAUAGUUGACCCAAAAAUUACAAUUCUGUCAUUAAUUACUCAUCCUCAUGUCAUUCCAA
Molecule: messenger RNA, 4676 nt
Organism: Sinocyclocheilus rhinocerous
Lineage: Eukaryota; Metazoa; Chordata; Actinopteri; Cypriniformes; Cyprinidae
Product: dynactin subunit 1-like
Exons: 31
Coding region: 393-4193 (1266 amino acids)
Source: RefSeq, a predicted model, not a curated record